UAAUAAAAUAUCAAGAUUUUAGCUCAGAAUUUUUGUUCAAAAAAUUGAUGUUCCAACAGAUAAAGUGGACUUGGUUGCAAAAAUCUGAUUCAUGUUCAUUUGGGAUUAUAAUAAUAGACAUUUAUUAAUUAUUGCUAUUGUUUGUUUGGUUUCUAAGCGAUACUAGACUGUAAAUCAGAUUUUUUACUUAAGCUUUUCACUUCUAUUCUCAAACAUCUGAAUCUUUGCUGAGCUGGUUUUAAAAACCUCUACAAUUAACACCAUGAAUUAGAUGUUAUUUUUUUUUCUUUGUAUGCUUAUUUAAAUUAUCGCUGCCUGAUUUUUUGACUCGUUGUUUAAUGACCUCUAUUUGUAAAACUUCACCGUGUUGAAGAAGUUAUUCCAUUUUUUUUUGUUCAAAGACCAAUAUUUUUUGCUGCCUCUUCAAUCAAAUAUGGGGGGCCUUAUUAGCUAUUUCAAAUCUCUCAUUGGUUCCCGUGAGAUGAGGAUUUUGAUUCUUGGUUUAGAUGGUGCCGGUAAAACAACCAUACUUUACAGGUUACAAGUUGGUGAAGUUGUAACAACAAUUCCAACAAUUGGUUUUAACGUGGAACAGGUUACUUACAAAAACCUUAAAUUUCAAGUGUGGGAUCUCGGAGGACAAACUAGCAUAAGGCCAUAUUGGCGAUGUUAUUAUUCAAAUACUGAUGCAAUCAUUUAUGUGGUUGACAGUUGUGAUAGAGAUCGUUUGGGUAUAUCAAAGCAAGAAUUAGUUUCCAUGUUAGAGGAAGAAGAAUUAAAAAAAGCCGUUCUAAUGGUUUUGGCAAAUAAACAGGAUCUCCCUCAAGCAAUGAGUGUAGCUGAGAUUCACCAGGCCCUUGGCUUGGAUGCCUUAAAGAAUAGAACUUUCCAAAUUUUCAAGACAUCGGCCUUGAAAGGCGAAGGACUCGAUGAAGCUAUGGAAUGGUUAUCCAACGCUUUAAGUAUGAAUAAAUAGAUUUCGCAUACUUUUGUCAUCAAAUCCAUAAAAUUAUUGAAAUUAAUAAAAUCCUCUUUAAGCCAUUUUCUUUUCGCGAGAAGAAAAAUUAUCUGAUUUUCAA
This is a messenger RNA of Tetranychus urticae (two-spotted spider mite), 1079 nucleotides long. RefSeq names its product ADP ribosylation factor-like 1 (gene Arl1). The record is from RefSeq and is a predicted model, not a curated record. Gene Ontology annotation, molecular function: GTPase activity; GTP binding. NCBI's taxonomy places the organism in Eukaryota, Metazoa, Arthropoda, Arachnida, Trombidiformes, Tetranychidae.